GUUUGCCUGUACUGUAUUUCCUUCAGCAUCAUAACAAGAGACCCGAUGUGAAUUUAAAACACCCGAUUUAUUAUUUAUUCGUGACCCAAAAAAAAAAAAUCACGUGAUCGAAAACUAUACACAGGCCUUCAAUAUAAGCAAAGCUGCAAUUUUCAAUUGCGAUGCAAUGUCCCUUUAAAAACUUACGAGCGGAACUCGGUGACCCAAUGGCUCCAUCUCCAAUGUCACAUAUGUAAAGUAUUACUUUUAUCGUCACCAACAUUGAAAAUAACCAAAGUGUGAUAAUAUUAAACGCCUUUUAGGUUGAUUCUCAUGGAAGAAAAGGGAAUUAAACGUUUCCUCAUGACGUUGGAGAAUGUGGUGCUCUUAGCCAGCCAAUGAGCAUCAGUGCAUCAGCGUCGUAAACAAGGACCUGCUUCGCUUUCUUCGUCAUACUAUUUUUAUGUAACAACUUAAAAAAUACACUUUACACACUAUACCCGGGAAUGAUAAAUCUACCGGGCAUGACAGAAGACGCGACGUUUUCGUUAUAAAAAAAGCGUCGCGCAAAGAUUUCGGACAGUAUCAUCACGCGACGAUGGAUCCGAGCUCCAGCGCCUCGACUGUUCCCGCAGCUUUGACUGUGCAAGUGUGUUUCCCAUCUGUGCGUGCUGCGGUCCUGGACAAUCUGAAUCACCAGCGAGAGGAGGGACGGCUGUGUGACCUGUCGAUCCACGUGCAAGGAAAAGUGUUCAAGGCCCAUCGCUGUGUGCUCGCUGCAUCCUCGCCUUACUUCCAUGACCAGGUGUUACUGAAGAAUGUGACAACAGUUUCCCUCCCGUCAGUCAUGGACCCAGUGGCGUUUGAGAGCGUGCUAAGUUCCGCGUACACAGGCCAGCUGAGUAUCGUUCACGAUGACAUCGUCAACUACGUCACCGUGGCCAGUUUCCUCCAGAUGUGGCACAUCGUGGACAAAUGCACAGAGAUCCUAAAAAGACCCCGGCCCUCGGCAGACGUAACCCCGCCGGACGCUUCGGCAGUUUACGCCGGCGGCGCAUCCAGACAGCAGUCGCCGAGCAGCACCGACUGUUUGUAUCUAGAGAGAGACGGGAGAAGGAAAGAGGCACAUAAACCCGACGCCUUGCCUCCUUUAGCGACGUGGAGGCGCCCGCAGCAGUUUUCGAGAUGGGGGAGCUCACGGCCCUCCUCGGGGCAGCACUUGGCCGACUCCCAACUGGAUGCCCUCCCAUACUCCGAGAGCGAUUACACCUGCUGCGAAGAGACUUGCGACAGCAAAAGUGGCCAUUUCGGCCACGGUAGCCCAAGUGCAGAGAUAUUGAAACAGAAGCUCAGGUGUCAGCCUCGAGCAGCUCUGCAGAGUGUUGACAGGCAGAGCGAAAGGAACACCGGCGGUGAGGGUGGCGACACACCGCAGAGGAAGAAGAAUGAGAAACGAGAGCUGGAGGCGGAUGAAGGAAUUGGAGAAGAGGCAGUUGAGAAGAAAGAAGGAUUUGCACCAACGGGUCAUUGUGGAGACUUACAGCCCAUGUUAGUCGAGAGCGAAGAGUCAAGACGAGCCACGGCGAAGUUGAGUUUGGUGGCGGUACGAGCUAAAUCGCAGAUGUUGCCCAGCGUGCCGCCUUGCCAUAAAGCCGAAAGCCCUUUAGGAGAACCCUGUGCCGUUUUAGCCCGAGUGCAGUGGCAAGCAGGUCCCUGGUCUCAACAAGAGUCCAGACCACAAGAUGGGGAGGUGGUCGCUAAAGCUGAGGAGGGCUUGCCAUGUCUCACAGAGGGCAAAUUUCACUCUGGGACAUAUGAUGAGAUUGAAGAUGGGACGGGUCAGGUUUCUCAGAGACCCCUGGUGCCCGCGUCGCCCGAUUUCACCUUGGCUGCCUCGGAGGGGAGCUGGCCCUCCACCAGCAUGGUGCAGAGCGGCUCCUCCUUAACCCUCUCCUCCAGUCGCCAUUUGCCGCCCUCUUCCGCCAGUCUGCCGCCGCCACCCUCGUCGCCCCCAACGCCGUCGUCGUCGUCAUCCUCGGUGGCCAUGGCCAGCGCCCCGUACUCGGGCAAAGUCCACUUCUGUCACUGCGGCAAAGCCUUCACGCUGAAGAGCAUGCGCGACCGCCACGUGAAGAUGCAACAUCUCAACCUGCGGCCUUUCGGCUGCCCCGUUUGCAACAAGUCCUUCAAGAUGAAACAUCAUCUCACCAAGCAUCUGAAGACCCACGGGGGGCUGCGGCCUUACGAGUGCGGCGUGUGCGGGAAGAAGGUCAUCUGGAGAGACAGCUUCCUGAGGCACCAAGCCAGAUGCGAAAGGAUCGCUUCCUCCGAUAACAACGCGGGCUCGGCUCGGGCCGACAUGGACGAUGGCUACGGUUACUCGUUUGAUGGCGGGGACGCCUUUCUCUCCAUGGGAGGACAAGUGAAAGUGGAGGAAGUGGAUUUCAACGGAGACAUGGAGGAUGGGAUGAGCGGUUUGCUGGGAAGUGUGUCCGGGAUUGUGGAAGAACUAAGAACUCAACAUUUAGACACUGGUGGUCAUGCAUACAAAGAGGAGGCGGGAGAGAACUUUGAGGAAACAAAGUAGUUUGAAACCAUCCACGCGAGUCUCGAAUCUAGAAGUGUCAUUCCAUGUAAAAUCGAAACUAAGGAUUUUCCCUUCGACGCGAAGCUUUUCACUUCAUUUUGAGAUGUGGUUGCAAGUGAAAGUGACCAUCCAUACCUUUGAAACUGCAGUUGUGCCGCAAUUUAUGAUUGACCAGACCUAUGAGUUUUUCAAGAUAUAAAUAUUUUUUUGUCUUGAGUUACAUGCAAAAUUUAUCUU
Hippocampus comes (tiger tail seahorse) is the source of this 2803-nucleotide messenger RNA. RefSeq names its product zinc finger and BTB domain containing 22a (gene zbtb22a). The transcript is spliced from 4 exons. Bases 578 to 2566 code for a protein of 662 amino acids. Gene Ontology annotation, biological process: regulation of transcription by RNA polymerase II. The record is from RefSeq and is a predicted model, not a curated record. Lineage: Eukaryota; Metazoa; Chordata; Actinopteri; Syngnathiformes; Syngnathidae. Gene Ontology annotation, molecular function: DNA-binding transcription factor activity, RNA polymerase II-specific; RNA polymerase II cis-regulatory region sequence-specific DNA binding; protein binding.